Monopterus albus (swamp eel) is the source of this 1502-nucleotide messenger RNA. RefSeq names its product nucleolin-like. The transcript is spliced from 11 exons. The record is from RefSeq and is a predicted model, not a curated record. Lineage: Eukaryota; Metazoa; Chordata; Actinopteri; Synbranchiformes; Synbranchidae. Gene Ontology annotation, molecular function: RNA binding. The coding region runs from base 277 to 1452 and encodes 391 amino acids.
AGGAGAUUUGUAGCCAAAUUAACUGUCUCUGUGCUAGGUGAGACAGGUAUAAAAGGACCGACCUUAAGGCAGGUAACUGAGAAUCUAAUUGAUAGUGCAGCAAGUUAGUGGCUCCAGAGCAAAAGAAAGGUGUGUGCAUGGAGUAGAACAUAGGCUACAAAACACAGAAAAAGACAAAGCAAAGUUGUGAUCAAUAAAGAGGAAGACAGCACUGAAGGACAGACUGAGAAUGUCUCAAGUGAACAGAGGACAGAGGAGGAUGCUCCUACUGAGAGCAUGGAGAUGAAGCAGGAGCAGAAAUGCCGAGAUGAGCACGAAUGCCAGAUGGACACUGACACUGAAGUGGAAGGAGACACACCCACUGUAGCCGUGUCCUGUGAAAACAAGAGUGAGGAAGAAGCAAACGGGAAGCGGAAGGCGCGCUCUAAUGCUGAGACCUCCUCAUCAAAGAAAUCUAAGAUCGUCAAUGAUGGUUUUUGUGUUUUUGUUGGCAACCUGGACAACUCCAGAACAUAUGAAGAAGUCAAGGAUUCAUUAGCAACUUACUUCAUGACACAAAGUCUGCUGGUUCAAGAUAUCAGAUUAGAUCGGUCCAAAAAACAUGCACAUGUGGAUUUGGCCUCAGAGAUGGAUGUGGCCAAGGCCCUGGUGUUAAAUGGAACAAUGCUCCUCGACAAGCCAAUGAAGAUUGCUAAAGCAAAGGUCAAAAGUGGGGAAAAGGUGAAAGCUCCACCACUCGACAAAAAAGUCAAAGAUGCCAGGUGUUUGUUUCUAAAGAACGUCCCCUACAGUGCAACAAAAAAAGACCUUUUAAAAAUCUUCCACAAGGCCGUUGCCAUCCGCUUUCCUGGUGGAACUAAAGAGCCAAAGAAAGGUAUCGCUUUUGUGGAGUUUAAAAAUACAACCAUUGCUAAGAAAGUACUACAGAAAAAACAAGGAGCCAAGAUCCAAGGCCGGGUUUUGGUUGUGGACUCUGUAGGUGAAACAAAUGUGACUAAGAUCAAGAAAAGCAUCAAUAAAGACAGCAACACAAAAGUCUUGUUAAAAACACUUAUUGUAAUGGGUCUUGCUGAGAAGACGACUACAGAGACUCUUAAAAGUGCUUUUGAAGGAGCCCUCAGUGCGAGAGUCACCGCAGGUAAAGGCACAGGACGUUCAAAGAGGUUUGGUUUUGUGGAUUUUGACAGUGAAGAAAAUUGCAAAGCCGUUAAAGAAGCCAUGGAGGACUGUGAGAUAGAUGGCAGCAAAGUGACUGUGGCUUACGCAAAACCCAAGGGUGAGAGAGGCCCCCAAGGUGGCAGAGGAGGCCUGGGUGGGCAUCCUGGUGGAGCACCUGCAGGACGGGGCGCUGGCACAGGGAAUCAUCGAGGUAAAGGGGGAAACGUCAGAGGUGGACAAGGCAGCAGGAGAGGCAACACUUUUAGUGGUCACUCAAAGGCUCAUAAGUGCUGAAACCUAGUUGGUGUUCAUUUGAAUCUUCACAAAAUAUUAUAUUAACAACC